AUGGCCUGGCGUUUUAAAGCCUCUAAGUAUAAAAAUGCGGCACCCAUUGUGCCUAAGCCUGAAGCAUGUAUAAGAGAUAUAUGUGUUGGAUCAUAUCAGACAUAUGGAAACAAUAUAUGUGCAUCAGCUGCGUUUAUGGCAUUCAACUGGGAACAUGUUGGGUCGAGCAUGGCUGUUCUUCCACUUGAUGAUUGUGGCAGGAAAAGCAAGACAAUGCCAUUACUUCAUGCUCAUUCAGAUACAAUAACUGAUAUGGAGUUUUCUCCAUUCCAUGAUGGCUUAUUGUUAACAGGAUCUCAAGACUCUUUGGUUAAAGUCUGGCAUAUACCACCUGAAGGUCUUAAGGAGUCACUUUCGACACCUGAAUGCACUCUAUCACAGAAACAAAGAAGAGUUGAGAAUGUAGGUUUUCAUCCAGUUGCCGAUGGCUUGAUCCAUGUGGCUUCAGGACAUGAACUUGCUUUGUGGGAUCUGACUAAACAAAAAGAGGCAUUUGUUAACCGUGAUCACACAGAAGUAAUUCAAUCAACAUCUUGGAAGAAAGAUGGCAAGUUGGUAGCAACUUCAUGCAAGGAUAAGAAAGUCCGUAUAAUAGAUCCUCGAGUUGCCACUCCAAUCCUGGGUGUGGCCAACAGCCAUCAAAAUAUAAAGGAUAGUCGUUUGGUCUGGCUCGGGGAUACCGACAGGAUUCUUACUACUGGUUUUGAUUCAGCUCGUCUCCGUCAAAUCAUGAUACGUGAUAUUCGCAAUCUCUCCCAAACUCAGAAGACUUUAGAACUGGACUGUUCCACUGGAGUACUGAUGCCCUUGUUCGACGCUGAUACAAACAUGCUCUUCCUAGCUGGGAAGGGGGAUACAACGAUAUUGUAUAUGGAGUUGAGUGAUCGGGAACCUUAUUUAAUAGAAGGGCUAAGGCAUUCUGGCGAACAAACCAAAGGCGCGUGUCUCGUGCCAAAGCGGGCGCUGCGCGUGAUGGAGGGCGAAGUCAACCGCGUGCUGCAGCUGGCAGGCUCGUCCGUGGUGCCCAUCAUGUACCAAGUGCCUAGGAAGAGUUAUCGCGAAUACCAUGCAGAUUUAUACCCAGAGACGAGCGGCGCUGUGACGUACUUGAGCGCUCCCAUGUGGCUCGACAACCAGGACUGCCCCGUGCCCACCAUCUCCCUACACCCUGAUGCUAACAACUGCACUCAGACACACAGAGGAAAUCUGGAAGAUUUAGUCAAAGCGGUACUAGCGAUGCCCUCACCAAAGAAGACGGAUUCUAAGCCCAUUGUAACAAACAUUCAACAGACAGAAGAAACAGCGAAAGCAGCAUCCAAAUCGGCACCGCCAGAGCAAAAAGACGAAGACCGAAUAGAUUUUGUAAACGUAAAAGACUUGAUCAAAGGCAUGGAAAGACAAAAACCCGAGCCAAGAGAUUAUAACAAAGAAACGAAUGGUUUUCACAAGAAAAUAACCGAUAAUGGUCACGAUUGUGAUAAAAAAGACGACGAGACCGAAGAAAAGACGGAAAAGACUGAAAAGACCCUUGAGAAAACCGAAAGUUCUGAUUCGUCUGAGUCGUUAUCGAGAAGCAAUAGUUAUGUAAAUGGCGCUCCUGUCCAGGUACCGAAGCCCUUGCCCAGGUCUUCUAUAUCGGAAGCAGGGUCUUCUGAUGAGCAAAUUUCAGAGGCACCUAAACCUAAACCAAGAACAACAGCGGUACCAAUAUCUGGAUAUAAGCCGCGUUUGGGACCGAAACCAUUCUCAGCGACGACGGGGAGCGAAGAGUUCUCCUUCGACAAAGUGUUCUCAGUGCCCGCCGUGCCGGGACUUACUAAAUCUGAUUCAGGUUUGUCCCCUGUGGCGGCUCAAGCGCCUUCGCCCGUCGCCUCCACUCCCGUGGCCAAGGACGAGGAGAAGGAGAAGUCACUCUCCCCUACUAGUGAUGUUGAGGUCGCGCAUAGCAAAGAAGAGUACACAAAUGGCAAAUCGGAUACAAGUUUGGAAGAGGAGGUGAAUUCAUCGGACUCGGGGUACAGGCCGAAGACUCCCAGCACUGCGGAGAGGAGGAAGUUGUUUGAAGCUACAGAUUCCAGCGGCGGCAACCAGUCCAUAGCGGAGCGGCGCCGCGCGUACGAGUCGCGCUCCGUCAGCGUGGCCGCCGAGUCCGACGCGCCGCCCUCGCCCGCGCCCUUGAGGCGACGAGAUUCUUUAAAAUCCCGCAAAAGUCCAGAUCGUGAAGAAAAGAGAUCCUCUGUACCUAAUGUCACUACUAAAAGAACAUCGACAGUAUUUGGCAAAGUAUCGAAAUUCCGACACUUAAAGGGUACUCCGGGACAUAAAUCAACAUGUGUCGAGAAUAUAAAAAAUAUUAGUAGGCAGAUUUCUGGUGAAUGUAAUGGUUUUUAUGCGAACGGCGUGCGCUGCGCCGUGCCGGUGGGCGGCGGCGGCGGCGGGCGCGUGGGCGUGGUGGAGCUGCCGUCGGGCGCGUCACCGGCGGCGCGCGCGCCCCCGCACCACCCCGCCGCGCUGCACCCGCCCGCGCUGCUGCACCCCGCGCCGCUGCAGGACUGGACCUUCGACCCCUUCCGCGACGACCGCCUGCUGGUGGCCUGCGACGACGGACAAGUGCGCGAGUGGAUCAUACCCGAAGGAGGCCUCCAAGAAUCAACAAACGAACCGAACCGCACAUUCUCAGCGCACCCGGAUAAGAUAUACAUAAUACGAUUCCAUCCGACGGCCUCAGACAUACUGACCACCGCCGCCCACGACCUCACCAUAAAGAUAUGGGAUCUCAGCCAGGAAACCCCUACAGCGGAGAUCACCUUGACUGGUCACACUGACCAGAUAUUCGCAUUGGACUGGUCCCCUUGUGGCGAGUACUUGGCUACUGUGUGCAAGGACGGGUUUAUAAGAAUAUAUAACCCGCGCUCGUCUACGGAGCCGACCAGCCGCGGCGCCGGCCCCGUGGGCAGCCGCGGCGCGCGCGUGGUGUGGGCGCUGCACGACACUCAUCUUGUUGUUACAGGAUUUGAUAAGGUGUCGGAGCGCCAGAUUUUGCUAUACAAGACGAGUGACCUGUCGGCGCCGGUGUGCACCGUGGGGCUGGACGUGUCGCCCGCCAUCUUGCACACUCACCUCGACCACGACUCGAGCACGCUGUUCCUCACUGGACGGGGCGACUCGACAAUCUACUGCUACGAGGUGACGUGCGAGCCGCCGUACCUGUGCGCGCUGUCGCACCACCGCGCCGCCACGCUGCACCAGGGCAUCGCCUUCCUUCCCAAGAACCUGCUCGCUGUGGAAAAGGUGGAAUUCGCGCGAGCUUUGAGGUUAACAAAUGGUACUAUCGAGCCGUUAUCCUUUACUGUACCUAGAAUAAAGAGCGACUUCUUCCAAGACGACCUGUUCCCGCCGACGCUGGUGACGUGGCAGGCGUGGCAGCCGGCCGCCGCGUGGCUGCGCGCCGCGCCCGCGCCGCCGCGCCUCGCCUCGCUGCACCCGCCCGGCAUGCAGCCGCUGUCACAGCACACAGCACCGACUCCGGCAAAAGAGAAGCCCCCACAAAAGCCCAAACCAGAUUUAAUCAAGUCCCAUGUGCCAAUGGACCCGAAAGAGAAACAGGAUAGUAUAAUGAAAGCGAUGAGCGCCAAAGUGACAGUGAAUUUGAAACUAGAGCAGGACAGUAUGGAGGGCGUCGACGACGCGGAGUGGGAGCAG
Molecule: messenger RNA, 3702 nt
Organism: Brenthis ino (lesser marbled fritillary)
Lineage: Eukaryota; Metazoa; Arthropoda; Insecta; Lepidoptera; Nymphalidae
Source: the annotation of a GenBank genome assembly